Messenger RNA from Adineta ricciae, 1602 nucleotides. The record is from the annotation of a GenBank genome assembly. Lineage: Eukaryota; Metazoa; Rotifera; Eurotatoria; Adinetida; Adinetidae.
AUGACAGUCGGGAAUGCACCAGAACCAUCGCUAGCAGCAGGGUGUGUCGAGGAGAAUUUUCAAGAAUGGAAAGAAUCAAUGUCAAAUGAGGUUCGAUUGCCAGGUGGUUUAUCAUCUGGAAGCCGACAAAAAUUAUGGAUAUCGCUAGCGAAGAACUACAUACGUGAGGUACAUCUAGACUGGGAUAAAACACGACAAUUUGCAUUCAACCCGGAGUCAUAUCCGGAAGAUGAGCAGUUAAAUAAUCAAAUUGUUAAAGAUUUGCAUCGAACUGGUUGUAAUUGGUCGACUAAUGAACAAAAUCGAAUAAUACUUCAACGCGUUCUACUUGCCUUCGCUCGUUAUAAUAAAUCAAUCGGUUAUUGUCAAGGCCUUCACAUUUUAACAUCUGUUAUACUCGAUGUUAUGGAUAUGAAUGAAGAACACGCUCUCAUGAUCCUUAUCUACCUAAUCGAUUCGAUUCUACCAGAUUUCUUUUCGAAUAAUUUGCAUGCUCUAGCCAUCGACAUGACCGUAUUCGAUCAUUGGUUAAAAGUCUUCAACCCUCAAUUACAUUUGCAUUUAAAAAAUCUUCAAUCGACUUCUGCAUUGAAUGACGAUGAAGGAGGAAAUUAUGAACCUCCGCUGUUGAAUGUUUUUACAAUUCAAUGGUUUCUCACUCUAUUUGUCACAUGUUUACCUCGACCAGCAACAUUACGAGUCUGGGAUGCGUUAAUGAUCGAAGGAAAUGAAGUUCUGUUUCGAACCGGCUUACUUCUUUGGUCGAAAUUGUCCAUUGCUGUUUUGAAAGUAACAACCGCCGAUCAAUUCUAUUCAGCAAUGGGGCACUUAUCAGUGCAAUUACUGGAUGAAAAAAUCAUUGUUGCUGAUAAUCUUAUUCAAGAAAUCUAUAAUGUGGGUCCAUUUCCAACUCCAUUCUUGUCUGAACUUCGUCAGAAAUUUUCAAUUCAAGCACCGUCCAACCGAACAAGUCCUACCAAUCAAUCGAAAUCAAAAACUGAUCUGAAACGAAUCAAAACAAAACUGCUUGAUGAAGAAAUUGUGAAUUUUGUCUCGUGUUUUGCCAUACUUUCGUCAUCAUCGUUGCGAAACAAUCGAUCAGUGGAAAAAUCGAAUUCGCCGGAUGUAAAUCAACUUCGACAACAAUACAAAAAACUACAACAACGAAAUAAACAAGUUCAAAUUAUCAGCCAAACUUCAAAUACUCAACGCCAAUGUGCACCAGAUUCGAUUUGUUCCAUAUCCGCUGGACCAUUGGUUAAUCAUCUUCUCGUCAAACCAACGGAUAUCAAACGCAAUCAAUUGAGAAAGAACGUUUCAAGUAAAUCUCUCUCAUCGAAGGAUCAGCAACCGGAAGAAUACGAAAAGGAAAUUCAACAAUUGUUAACAUGUCUCAAUGUUCCUCAAUCGAACAAGCUGCCGCAAGCUGACUCAAAGAAAACAUCAUCGGACAAUUCUAUCGAUCGCUUUCUUAUAUCUCGAUCUGCUCAAAUUCCCAAAUAUUCUUCGUUCAAUCCUUUUCCCUCUCGUUCAUUCAAUGAAAAUGUUGCUGUCAAUGGUUAUAAACUUGGCCUGUAUUCUCCCGUUGUCACAAGUCGAUGA